CUCCCCGCUUUGAUACGUGAGUUUCACCCAAGUACGCUGUUUGCUGUGCAGAGCGUACCAUUACUUUUCGCGGUAUUCGUCCUUAUCGCUGUAUCUGCCGCGAUAUGGAGCCGAUAUCGCGAAGCGAUAGCGCUUAUUUCCGUCUAUGCGGAAGCACUAACGUAACGUAGCUGCUUGUGAGACGCCUAAAAGUUGCCUGUGUAUACCCGAGUUGAAGGUCGUGAUGAGAAUACGCUAGCGGUGACUUGAUGGUACUCGCGGUAAUCGAUAGCGUAGCUUUCGUUCCGAGGAAUAGGUCUUAGAGAAGGAGGAUUUGUGGAAAGAAGCGAGAUAGACCGAGGGGAGAAAAAAAAGAUGCUCCUGCAUUUUCAGGGCUCCAGCAGCGGCCGCACUGCAAUGUCCGGGGUUUUCCACUGGUUUCGUUUGCUGGCCGGAGGCAUUUGCCUGCCUCUGGUAUUUCCGUACAUCGUCUACAGGCUGUACAGGCUACGCUGGCGAUCGCUGAAGACCAGUUGCCUCCAGGACAAGGUGGUCCUCAUCACUGGAGCGAGCUCGGGACUUGGAGAAGCGUUGGCACACAAGUUCUUUGCUGCUGGCUGCAAGGUGAUUCUUGCGUCCCGUCGUGUUACUGAGCUCGAAAGAGUCAAAGAUGACCUCAUGCAGUCUGUGCCGCAGCCCUCGGGGCACCACGUACCAGCUGUGCUGCAGCUCGACUUGGCGGACCUGUCGACCAUCACAGAAAAGGCUCAGCAAGCGUUGCGCAUCCACGACCGUAUCGACAUUCUCGUCAACAGCGGUGGCAUCAGCUACCGCGGAGAGGCCUGCGACACGUCGGUCGAGGUGGACGUCAAGCUUAUGAUGGUCAACUACUUUGGACACGUCGCGCUUACCAAAGCAAUACUGCCCAGCAUGAUCGACAUGAGAGACGGAACCAUUGUUGCCAUCAGCAGCGUGCAGGGAAAGAUUGGCCUGCCUUUUCGCUCAGCCUACGCGGCAUCGAAACAUGCGACCCAGGCCUUCUUUGACAGCUUGCUGGCUGAGGUGGCGCAGUAUGACGUCCACGUCUGCAUCGUCUCUCCGGGCUACAUUCGCACCAACCUCUCGAUGAACGCGCUCACUGGCACUGGGGCAGUCUACGGCGUGAUGGACGAAACCACUGCCACCGGUAUGGCCCCCGAGGACGUGGCCGACAUCGUCGUGGAGGCCGUGGUGAACAAGAGGACGGACGUGGUGAUCGCCGGCUUCAUCCCGCGCCUCGUGCUUCUCAUGCGGGUGCUCACGCCUUGGCUCUACUUCGCCAUCAUGAAGGGGCGAGCCAAGCGGUUGCGUCUGCAGCAGCGUCGGGUCCAAUAGCAAAUACUGGCACGUUUCACCCAGCGCGAGCGCGGGGCGCGAACGCUGUGAGCGUAUGUCUUGCCAUUGUUCACUAGGCGUGCUGCCCGGGGUGGCUGCGGCAGCUGCGAUCACGGUGUCGGAGAGGUCUCGUUGGUCGGUUUGGCGCCGUGCUGGCUGUGCCGUUCCUGUCUGAAUCGCUGCGAGUCGAAAGUUUCAGGGAGUGGGGUGGGAGGAGCGGCGUCGUUUGCAGACAGCACAGAAGCAGGUGGCGCGCUGCAAGCGAAAGUAGACGAAACUCGCCUGUAGGGCUGCAUUUUUUUGGACUGAGUCGAUGGAGGCGUUAUUCUAUUUGCGGGAUUGUUUCUUGUCACAGCCAUCACAGUGUUCAGUGUCACCUGCUUCUGCUUGUUUUGCGCGUUAAUGGGGCACGAGCUGAUCACUACUUCUAUCAUUUAAUCGGCACAAGUGAAAACAAAACACCGUGGAGUUGAAAAAUGUCUUACGUUGAAGAGAAUUUUGAUGCUACUGAGCCCCAGCUUGUUCUGUCAGCACAAGUAGCUCAUAAAAUACCUCUGAGCACAACUUUGUCUGGAACUUUAGAGAGAGUGUGUCUAGGGGGUGCCCUGAAGAGAAUUUCGACAAAUGAGUUACCAAAGCUAUGAAAUGGUUUUUACGAGACAUCAUUAGUUUAUUUUCUAAGGUAGGCAUUGCUGUUCUUUUUGUAACUUGAAAAUUUCAAUUGUAUCAAGUCACAAUACCCUCUGUCGCUGAUAAAAAAAAAUAGUUAUGGCUGUAAAAACAUACACUUUACUCUCACAUGGUUGUAUUAUUCCUUUUUUACCGUGCUAAUUAGCUGUACAGAGUUGAUAGAGUGCUUCCACUUAUUCACAAAUUGAAGCUAACGCGACCGUCAUAACGCUCUCUUACCUAACAGCAACAACUUUUAUAGAAUUGUUUACGUUCGAGUCACGUGAAACCUUAUGAAAAUAACAUGAAAAUUCAUGCGUAGCAGUUCAGACAGGAUGUCGUGUCAGCCUGGUGAUAACGAUGUCGACACCGGGUGUGAGGUCACAGUUUUCAGUCCUUGGCCAUAGCGGCCGCAGUCCACUGAGGGAAGAUUGUGAAAGAAAACAAAUGCCAAUUUUGCGAGGUUUCAGUGUGUGUUACUGGAACCCGGCCAAGGCGACCUGAAUGAGUUGAAAGCCUCUGAACUUCCACGUCUCCCCUCGUUUCCCAGUUCCAGGUUUUCUAUACUAAAAACCCAUUUAAAAGAAAAAGAUUGUUCCAUUGCACUCAAUAUUUUCCAGUAGUUCAACCUCGCUGUUUGAUAUACUACUACUGUCCUCUCUCGUCCUUGUUGAAAAGCAGUUAAAUAUGAAUUUUCAGUCGAGCGACAAUGUUCCAGUGUGUACAGUUGGGCACGAAGGUUCACAGGACACAAGACUUGUUAAAGCAAAUGUAUCGGUCACACACAGUAUGAAAUUCAAAGCUUCAAUGUUUAGUACUGUUCGUGACCUAUACAGGGAUUUUUUUUAAUUCGAAGUGCUGUGCCUCAGGAGAGAGAAAAUUAAAGGGGCCACGACACCCAAUUUUCAGUCAAAAUUUGUGUUAUGUUGGUCAAUCUUUUUGUGUUAUAAUAAGCUGGUUAAGUUUUGAUUAGUUCAGUCGAGCUACUGAUUCAUUAUCAAAUUUUUGAGAAAUGCGAGUGGUGUAAGAGUCGGGCAGCACUGGCACACUCGCGAGCCGCGACGUAGCAAGCAGCUUUACGAGUGAGUGUCAGCAUGCCAGCUGCGUUUGAAAUGGAGGUAUUUCAACUUUCUUUCAUUGACACUGAAAUUGAAUGAUUUUUGGUGCCCAAAAUAGUGGUAGAAGAUGACGGCACUGCUCCAUGCUGACAUGACUAAAUGGCAAUCUCCGGUCAUGGGCAAGGCUUAAAGCCGUCGACUUCUAGGGCUCGUUUUGCACUCGAAUAUCCUCUUACAGUCUACUUUCUAUAUAUAACCUCAUGUUCUAGUUUUUUGAAAAUCGCACAAACUGUGGGUGACCUGUGUUAUGGCCCUUUUAACAUUUCUCAUAUACUUACAGACGUGUCCUGUUAACAUUUCUGACCGACUGCACCCUUUUAUACAUUCCUUUUUUUCUCUCGGAGAAUUUUUUUCCUGUCACACUGUUUAGAGCGUUGUCUGCAACUUUAACCGUUUAAGUGUUCAACUUGUAGUUACGGAUCACCUCCAGCUACAGACAUGAUCCACAGCCAAAUCACUUCCAACUGUGGACUCUGUGGCCUAUAAUCAAUUGUCCUACAAAGAGCUUUGAGAUUUUCCUAUACUCCAUUUCACUGCUUAGCUGGCAACGCUACAGAAGCAAUGUGGCUCUAGCAAUCUCGCUUCACUGCACUUCCUAAUACGGAAACCUCGUUAUAAAAAGUUGCAUCUUACACGAAAAUAAGUUGGUUAUACCCAAAAAUUCGUUAUGAACAUGUAUUUCUAGCUAUACAGUCGACUCUCAUUAAUCCAAACUCGAAGGGGCCUCUGAAUUUAGUUUCAGUUAUCGAGAAGUUUGAAUUAUCAGAAGUUCCCAGAUAGAUGACUCUGGGUGAGGCGACACCACACAUUAUGAUUAGGCACUGAUUUUAUCACUGUUAAAAAUUUUUUAAGUGUUUUUAAACCCUAACUACAUGCAAUCAACAGAAAGCAGAGAAAUAAGGUCCACAAGUUUCUUGGCCAUAUGCUGCUGAUCAGACCUUUUAAUGAACUGCCAACUGCUUCUUUGCUGUAGGUAUGUUCGGCACGAAGCUUUCUAUACCAGUUGAGAAGCAUCACGGUUUACCAUGCGUGUGCUUUGCUUCAAACAUUUGUUUACUAGCGAAGCAGCCAUUUUUCUUGAAUGCCUGAGGUGCUUAUUUUUCAUUUUUAGACUGUUAGGAAUAAUAGCAUGCAAAUUUUUAAAUAGUAGAGGAAAAGCAGCAGAUAUUUCCUGGUAUGAAACUACAAAAAGUAUGACCUAACUGAAUGGUGGAGUUUGAAUUAAGAAGCUUUUAAAUACACUGAAAGAAUAGAGGGCCAACCAAAAAAAUUUAAUUUUGUUUGAAUUAACUGAAAGUAUGAAUUAUCAGAGUUUGAAUUGUCGAGUCUAUUGUACAUCUAUCGCUGGAUUAUUUUUCAUCUACUUCAUUAUAACUGAUAUUUCGUUAUAUCUGGGUUCAUUAUAUCGAGGUUUGAGUGUAGUUUCAUCUGAUCUGUCCUGCUAUUUCUAACCAAUGACUUCAUGCAUAUAAAAUGCAACUUACUGAUGUCAAGUUUAUGGCAGGUUACUCAAAUGCUCAUUUUGUGCAACUUGUGUGCAUACAACACACUACGUUUCGUUCUGGACCGCAAGUUGCUGCAACUUGUCACUCCAUUCUUUUUGUGACGUAUAGGUCCGCAUCUACAAUAACUCAUACAACAUUAGUUGUAUGAGUUAUUGAUAAGCGUGUAAUGUUUUGCGGCAUGGGAGGUUUGACGUUACGUCGUAAACCGUGAGGUUUCCCUAUUCUAUAUUUCUUUCAUACAUCUAUCGAAUGCAUCAUACAUUUAUGAUAUGUAUCAUACAUGUGUAUAGUGCGUCUCACAUUUUCCUAUAUGUGGAAUACGACGUUUCAAUCCCAAGUGGAGGUAGUAAAACAAACUUUUUUUUUGUCUGUAGCAUUGCCAACUACAUGUGAAAUGGAGGGUGGGUAAGUGCACAAAUAUUUGAGCAUUUGCCAAAUUUCAGAUUAGUGUAGCAUACUUUUGUGACCAUGCUGUUGUGAAACAUUUAAGAAAGCUGUAUACUGUCAUCUUUUUAUAUGUAGUUUCAUGGCCGUGCAAUCUCUUUGCAUCAUGGGGGCCCAUGAAAGGUGAUGUUAUAGCAGCAAAAUAACUGCGCUGCUGUUUCUUGUACAAAUUACCCUAUACCAUUGCUGUUUGUGACUGCCCCCAAGUUGUGUCUUUGUGUACAUUAUCAUAUUAAGCGCUGUUGAAUGCACUGUAUAACUCUGGAGCUUUCCGUCACAUGUUUCGUUGUUCAUCACAUAUGAAUGAGCCCGUGAAUCGCUGCUGGGUGUUGCAUAAUUGACAGGACGCCUUGCAUCGUCGAUGAAAGCAGACAUAAAUGUUAUUUCCUGCCAAAAA
Molecule: messenger RNA, 5486 nt
Organism: Rhipicephalus microplus (southern cattle tick)
Lineage: Eukaryota; Metazoa; Arthropoda; Arachnida; Ixodida; Ixodidae
Product: dehydrogenase/reductase SDR family protein 7-like
Cellular component (GO): membrane
Source: RefSeq, a predicted model, not a curated record